CAUGGCCGCAUCCAGAAAGUGUAAAUUUUGCAUUUUGGGGGUAAUUUAGUAUUGAAGUUAGUGAUUGAUCGAACUCUAAAAUGACACGAUGGGCAAGAGGUGGUACAGCUAAUAAAAAGAAACCCCAUGAGGCGUCUCAGUGGUCGGAGCUGAAGACUUCACAGUCUGGAGAUAGGCAAAGUGGGAGGGUCACUAAACAUGCUAAACGAAAAUCAACUUCACAUCAGAAAGAAAAGCUUGAUAAAGAUACAGCAGAAGAAAUGUGGAGGAAGAAGGAGGAGAGGAGAGAAAAUAGGCGAGUGAAGAGGAUUGAUGUGAAAGAAAAGCAAGCAGUUUGUUUUAAUUGUCGGAAAUCUGGACAUACAAUUGCCGAGUGCCCCCAAAGAAAGAAUGAUAUGGAACAUGGAGUUGGGAUCUGCUUCAAAUGUGGCUCGACAGAGCAUACUGUAACACAGUGUCGCCUCAAGUUACCACCAGGUUCAUUUCCAUACGCUAAGUGUUUCAUCUGUAAAGAACAGGGUCAUUUGUCAAAGCAGUGUCCAGACAACCCAAAAGGCUUAUACCCGAUGGGGGGAUGUUGUCGACUGUGUGGAUCAGUUGAACAUUUUAAAAAGGACUGCCCAGAUUUACAAAGAAGUAAAGGUGUUGGUGAUGCCACAGUGGAGAGAAUACAUACUCUAGCAAGUGCAGAUGCAGAGCCAUCAUUGAUUAAAUCAAAGUUUCGUCCUCCUGUAAAAAAGGGCUCAAAAGUUGUCAUGUUUUAAAUAAAUACCAUGUAUCAAGAA
Molecule: messenger RNA, 785 nt
Organism: Lineus longissimus
Lineage: Eukaryota; Metazoa; Nemertea; Pilidiophora; Heteronemertea; Lineidae
Product: zinc finger CCHC domain-containing protein 9-like
Exons: 5
Coding region: 81-764 (227 amino acids)
Cellular component (GO): nucleolus
Molecular function (GO): nucleic acid binding; zinc ion binding
Source: RefSeq, a predicted model, not a curated record